AUGAGGCAACGAAGAUGGGUGGAGACCAUUAGCGAUUAUCAGUGCGAGAUUAAAUAUCACCCUGGCAAGGCUAACAUUGUAGCUGAUGCACUUAGUUGCAAGGCUCAGACAGACUUACCAUCGGUUUUAGCAAGAUUAAGGAACUUAAUGAUUAGAGAUCUGCCUCAAGAUGUCAUCUAUGCAGUAGUGCAAGAGUUCAUAUCUGUGAUUGAAGAAGAAAUCCUGGAAGGACAACGCAAAGAUGAGAAACUGGAGAAGCUUCGACAAAAGUUUCUGAAAUCUGAAGGGCUGCAACAUUCUCUAUUGGAAGGAGUGAGAUGCUCUUUUAUAAGGAGAGGAAAACAGACAGAACGUACAAUUCAGACCCUGGAAGAUAUGCUACGAGCAUGUGUUAUGGAGCUAAGUGGUGAUUGGGAACGUCACCUACCUUUGGUGGAAUUUGCCUACAAUAAUAGUUUCCAAGCUACCAUUCAGAUGGCACCCUAUGAGGUUUUGUAUGGAAGGAAAUGCAGAUCCUUGUUGUAUUGGGAUGAAGUGGGUGAAAGGAAAAUGCUAGGACCUGAAUAUCUACAAGAAGUACAGAGACAAGAAACUGUGAUCACGGAAAGAAUGAAAAUAGCUCAGAAUAGACAGAAAAGUUAUGACGAUAACCGAUGUAGGAAUUUGGAGUUUACACCAGAAGAUUGGGUAUACCUCAAACUAUUCACUCUGCACAAGUGA
Molecule: messenger RNA, 720 nt
Organism: Juglans microcarpa x Juglans regia
Lineage: Eukaryota; Viridiplantae; Streptophyta; Magnoliopsida; Fagales; Juglandaceae
Exons: 2
Coding region: 1-720 (239 amino acids)
Molecular function (GO): nucleic acid binding
Source: RefSeq, a predicted model, not a curated record